CGGAUACGUUAAGUCAAACUUUCAACUUAAGUUUCGAAUUAAAAAUGAAGUUGUUAUACGUUAUAGCUGUUUUGUGGUUUUUGCUAGAAAGGACUGAAGCUCAAAGAGGUACUCCAAUUCAUCCUUCUGAUUUUUUGGAUUCAAUUGGCACUAUUAUUGAUGGACUUGGGGAAGAAAUCCCUCAAAUAAUACCAACUCCACAGGAGUUGUUCAAUCAGUCAUUAAAUAUAUUAGUAGGUUUACCCGAGAGGGCUAUAUUCCAGACCAUUAAUCGUUUGUGUUCUAUAUAUUUGGCAUCUGGCACUAUUAAUCCUCGUAUAACGCCCAAUAUGGAUUUAAUAACUUUACGUUUGCGCACACCCUGUAAAGAAUCGAGUUUUUCCCUAACAAACGCCGAGGAUAUUUUAGAAAGUCCUGACUUCGAUAUUAAUAAAAAAGUGGCUUUAUUUGUGCACGGUUGGUUGGGCAGUACGGAUGACGAUUAUGUUAACGAUAUGGCCAAUGCUUUUAAUUGCAGAGGAGAUUAUAAUUUUUUGGCUCUUAACACCUCACAAACCAUUAGUACCUUAUACACCUGGUCUGCUUAUAACACAGAAGAAGUUGGUCACCAAACAGCCAAAGCUUUGGCGAAACUAAUUGAUAAAGUUCCAAUAGAAAAUAUACACAUAAUUGGCCAUAGUUUAGGUGCUCAUAUUGUGGGCUAUAUUGGCCGUUAUUUCACCUAUGAGACUGGCUUAAAUUUGACACGUAUUACGGCUUUAGAUCCUGCCAAUCCCUGUUUUAAUGAAGGAGAAUCUUUGUCUGGCAUACAACGUGGUGAUGCCGAUUUUAUCGACGUUAUUCAUACAAAUCCUGGUGUAUUGGGGAAAUUAGAUCCUGUUGGUGAUGCUGAUUUCUAUGCUGGUGGUUUGGCUCCUAUCAAGCCAGGUUGCUUUGUUUUUUCUUGUUCUCAUUUUCGUGCUGUUAGAUUUUUUACUGAAUCCGUCUAUCCCGGUAAUGAGCGCAACUUUUUGGGUGUUCGUUGCACCUCGUUGUCCAAAUUGGAUGAUGGCUUUUGUCCUGGCCCCGAAUUUCCUAUGGGUUUAGUUGUUCCUCUUGGUUUAAAGGGUAAUUAUUUCUUGCCAGUUAAUGCUGAUAAACCUUAUGGUCAAAAUAAUGAUGGUCGUCCGGCAGUACCAAGUCAAUGUUUGGACUUGUGCAAAUAAGGAAAGGAAUUUUUAUUUUUUCUAUAUUAUUUUUAUUAAAUAUGCAUAUUAAAUAAAGUUUAAAAAUAUUAUACAUUGCAAAUUAAUAACUAUUGAGAGUCCUUAUAAAUUAAGGUAAAUCUAAUGGAGUUGUGAACCCGAAUUUCUCCAUCAUAUCGGGUUUUCCAGAUAUCGUGUCAUGAAAAUACGAUUUUGUUAAUAUUUGAGACGUGAUAACAGCGCGAUGACAACUCUUCUUAAUAAAAAUAUUAUUUUAACAAAAUUAGAACUUUUUAUUAAAUAUUUUUUU
Messenger RNA from Lucilia sericata (common green bottle fly), 1494 nucleotides. Its product is annotated as vitellogenin-1-like. Bases 45 to 1205 code for a protein of 386 amino acids. Gene Ontology annotation, biological process: lipid metabolic process. The record is from RefSeq and is a predicted model, not a curated record. NCBI's taxonomy places the organism in Eukaryota, Metazoa, Arthropoda, Insecta, Diptera, Calliphoridae. The transcript has 3 exons. Gene Ontology annotation, molecular function: lipase activity.